This is a messenger RNA of Stegostoma tigrinum, 2724 nucleotides long. It is a transcript of the gene wrap73, whose product is annotated as WD repeat containing, antisense to TP73. Lineage: Eukaryota; Metazoa; Chordata; Chondrichthyes; Orectolobiformes; Stegostomatidae. Gene Ontology annotation, cellular component: MWP complex; mitotic spindle; microtubule organizing center. The transcript has 12 exons. The record is from RefSeq and is a predicted model, not a curated record. Bases 261 to 1610 code for a protein of 449 amino acids. Gene Ontology annotation, biological process: mitotic sister chromatid segregation; protein localization to mitotic spindle pole body; microtubule anchoring at mitotic spindle pole body. Gene Ontology annotation, molecular function: protein binding.
UUCCUGUUAUUUGGCUGUCUUCAGAUCCCUUCAGUUGACGGUUCUCUGGAAUUUGAAAAUUGUUGUAGAGUUAGACGGUGACGUGGAUGGUUCGGUCUAAUCCAACCAAACGUGACAAGGUGAAGGAGCCGCACAGGUCGAGGACGGAGUGAGGAGGAGCCUUGUUGUGGACAGGCCGAGGACGGAGUGAGGAGGAGCCUUGUUGUGGACAGGCCGAGGACGGAGUGAGGAGGGGACCUCGUUGUGGACAGGCCGUGGUGAUGAAUUUCUCCGAACUGUUCAAACAGUCGAAUCAACUGUGCAGGCUGUCGCCUGACGGGAAAUAUUCUGCUGUUUGUGUCCAGUACCGACUUGUAAUUCGUGAUGCACUGACCUUGCAGAUCCUGCAUCUGUACACCUGUUUGGACCAGAUUCAGUAUAUUGAAUGGUCUGCAGACUCUCUCUUCAUCUUGUGUGCAAUGUAUAAGCGUGGACUUGUGCAGGUCUGGUCUUUGGAGCAGCCUGACUGGCACUGCAAGAUUGACGAGGGAUCAGCUGGGUUAGUGGCUUCACGCUGGAGUCCAGAUGGACGUCACAUUCUCAACACUACAGAAUUCCAUCUGAGGAUCACUGUCUGGUCAUUGUGCACAAAAUCAGUAUCUUAUAUAAAGUAUCCCAAGACCUGUCAGCAUGGGAUGGAUUUCACCAAAAAUGGGCACUACAUGGCACUGGCAGAAAGACGAGACUGCAAGGAUCACAUCAGUAUCUUUGUGUGCAGUGAGUGGCAGCUGUUGAGGCAUUUUGAGACUGAGACCCAAGACCUGGCUGGUAUCGAAUGGUCACCUAACGGCUGUGUGCUGGCAGUAUGGGAUUCUUGUUUGGAGUAUAAAAUUCUACUUUAUUCACUGGAUGGACGUCUCCUGUCCACCUACAGUGCAUAUGAGUGGUCUCUUGGUGUGAAAUCUGUGGCAUGGAGUCCAAGCAGCCAAUUUUUGGCCAUUGGGAGUUAUGAUGAAAAGGUAAGAAUCCUAAACCAUGUGACUUGGAGGAAGCUCGUGGAAUUGGAACAUCUCCCAACCAUCAGAGAUCCAAAAAGUGUUAUCUAUAAGGAGGUAGAAAGUCGCCAACGUCUGGGUGGUGAAGACAUGUCCUUUCCUCCAAUUCUAACUGAGAAAAGCUCUUUAUUUAGUUCAGAGAGUAAAUACGAGAUUUGCCAGCCUCCAGUUGAAGUUCCUGUGAUAAAGCCUGACCCAGAUCGAGCGAAUCCUAAAUUAGGUGUUGGGAUGUUGGCCUUCAGUCCUGACAAUCGUUUCUUAGCAACCAGAAAUGAUAAUAUGCCAAACACUGUGUGGAUAUGGGAUGCUCAGAAAUUUAAGCAGUGUGUGGUCUUGGAGCAAUUGUCUGCAGUGAAAUCCUUCCAGUGGGAUCCAUGCAGGGCCCGCCUUGCUGUUUGUACUGGCAGCAAUAAAGUAUAUCUUUGGUCUCCUGCUGGGUGCCUAACUGUGCAAGUUCCAGCUGAAGGUAAUUUCCAGGUUUUGUCAUUGCACUGGCAUCCCAACGGAGACUCUAUAAUACUACUGAGUAAAGAUCAAAUGUGUGUUUGUUAUUUAGAUACUGCAGAUGCAAGUUAAACAUUGCCUACUUCCUAGAGUUUGAGGAUGCAAGUAUGCCAGUGUCUGAUUGCAGUUGUAUCUGUCAUGUCGCAGUCUAUUCCUGUUGACAGCAAGCAAACAUUGUAGACCAACUGCAGCAAUACCAAAUACUGAAAUGCUUUUUUCCUAUUGUAUGGAAAUGUAGAAACAAAUUUUGAAAACUUUACUUUCACAGUCCAUUAUGUGAAGCGAUUCAGUAGCAAAACCAUUUUUACAAAAAUGCACUCAGGUUUUAUUUUACAGAAUUUUUUAUUGAUUCUUCAUUAAAUUACUUUUCUUUUUGGGAGUUAUUUGUUUUGGUACUCCUGUCUGCUGUUCAGUUCCUUGUAAUUGAUCAACACUCGCUAUGGUUUAAGACACGUCUGCUGUGCUACUUCUGAAAAGUGGCCAGCAAACCAUCAGUGUUGAGCUGGAGGGAUAGAACCAGAGGUUGUUGAAAAAAAUACAAUCUCAAGUUCUACAGUCGCUACUAAAUUUGACUGCUGUAUUCAACAACCUGAACUUGCAACUAAAUGAAGAUUUUUUUUUUAAGUCAUCCAGCACAUCUUUAAAAGUAUUUUAUUAAUUGUAUUUUGAAACAUUGCAAAGAAAUGACCAGACGUUGUAUAAGUGUGUUAUUUAAGAUGACAUGUUUCCAGGAGCAUUGUUUGAAGUUCUGUGUAAUUUUAUCAAAAGCCAAGAGGUAAUUUAUUGUUUUGUUUGUUUUGGUUUUUGUUUUUGUGUUGCUCCCCUGUGCACUUGUUGCAAAGGUCUGCAGCUAUCUAAAACUUUUAAAGAUGUGAUAGAGAGUUCUAUUAAUAUAUAAUUGAACAUGACAGUUCAGUGGAUCUGUUGCUGUGAAAUUUUAUUCUGUAAUAUUAAUUGCACAAUUAAUAAUUUGUUCGAUACUGCAAAAACAUUGGUGCUGUGGAUUUUCUUUGAUCCACUGGUAAUCUUUAAAAUUAUGCCUUUGCAUUCUUUUGUAAAUAAAACUGAAGGCCCCAUCAAACAUGAAUUGAUAGACCAAGUACAAAAAAAACCUGUUUUCUUUACAUGGGCAGACCAUAUUGCUGAAACAUGACAUGGAGUUUUCAUAAAUAUUUGUAGCAUUUGA